Messenger RNA from Otolemur garnettii (small-eared galago), 2944 nucleotides. RefSeq names its product chromosome unknown C6orf89 homolog (gene CUNH6orf89). The record is from RefSeq and is a predicted model, not a curated record. Bases 174 to 1061 code for a protein of 295 amino acids. Gene Ontology annotation, cellular component: Golgi membrane; nucleolus. The transcript is spliced from 7 exons. NCBI's taxonomy places the organism in Eukaryota, Metazoa, Chordata, Mammalia, Primates, Galagidae.
GGCGGAAGCAAAGGAAGAGAAGGAGGAGCUAUCCUAGGGAGUGCGGCCUGGCCUGUGGCGUUAGGGGUGUUUCCGGGUUGCGCUCCCGGAAGCAGGAAGUUGUCGUUCUAGCCUCCUCGCCCGGCGGCUGCAGUCCCCGAGGCGGGAGGAGCCCGAAGGGGCGCGGGCCCCGCAUGGAUUUUAUAUUGGAAGACAUGGAUCUUGCUGCCAAUGAACUCAGCAUUUAUGACAAACUUUCAGAGACUGUUGAUUUGGUGCGACAGACAGGCCAUCAGUGUGGCAUGUCGGAGAAGGCAAUUGAAAAAUUUAUCAGGCAGCUCCUGGAAAAGAAUGAACCUCAGAGGGGGCCACCCCAGUAUCCUCUCCUUAUAGCUGUGUCUAAGGUCAUCAUAACCAUGGGAUUAAUCUUGCUCACUGCCUACUUUGUGAUUCAACCUUUCAGCCCAUUAGCACCUGAACCGGUGCUUUCUGGAGCUCACACCUGGCGUUCAUUCAUCCAUCAUAUUCGGCUGAUGUCCUUGCCCAUUACCAAGAAGUAUAUGCCAGAAAAUAAGGGAGUUUCUCUUCAUGGAGGUGAUGAAGACAGAUCUUUUCCAGACUUUGAUUCCUGGUGGACAAACAAUAGUAAGCAGAAUGAGCUGGAGCCCGUGCCGGCCAACUGCACGGGCUGUGCCCAGAAACUGCCCCUGAAGGUGCUGCUCCUGGAAGAUGCCCCAAAGAAAUUUGAGAGACUCCAUCCUCUGGUGAUCAAGACGGGACAGCCCCUCUUGUCUGAGGAGAUUCAGCACUUUCUAUGCCAAUACCCUGAGGCCAUAGAAGGCUUCACAGAAGGAUUUUUCACCAAGUGGUGGCGUUGCUUUCCUGAAAGGUGGUUCCCAUUUCCUUACCCAUGGAGAAGACCUCUGAAUAGUUCACAAAUCUUACGUGAGCUUUUUCCUGUUUUCACUGACCUGCAAUUUCCAAAAGAUGCUUCUUUAAAAAAGUGUUUCCUUCUUCACCCAGAACCUGUUGUGGGGAGUAAGGCUAUGCCGGUACCACCCAUUGGAAGGUCUACAUUAUAGCCAGAGGAGCCCAGCCUUUGGUCAUCUGCGAUGGAACUACUCACUCAGAACUAUAGGAAUCAGAACUUUAUUCAGGAGCAACUUUGAGAGCUGAAAACCAGGUUGAAAGGGGGGAAAUAAAACAAAAAGAAUGAAACUGCUUUCUGGGGGUUGGAUACUUAGUUACCUGCCCUUUGCAUGCAUGUGCCAGCCAACUGUGAGCUGUGAGGCAGUGGCCAGGGCCUACCCCACUUCUUCCCGCAGUUGAUUCAAGAAGGACUCUAGCCUGGGCACUUGUUUAGGGCUCUGCCAGCACCUAUCUGUGAAAAACUGAACUCUACCAGGCCUCUGGGCACUACAGCCUUCAGGCUGCUCCUCAGGCAGGAAAUAGGGCUGGUGCCUUCCUUCCCUGGCAUUGCCAUGGUCCCUUCUGCUGGCUCUGUGGCAGCAGAGAGGACAACUAGAAGGUUCUGACAUCAGAGCCGUCCUUUACCAUGUGAUCCUGUUCAUCCCCGUCUUCCUGGCUAUAUCACCCUGUACUUUUUUGGAAAGCCAUGGCUGAUUGAAGAAACCAUUACAGUUUCUCAAGCAGAAUCUAGAACCAGUAAAAAAAGAUCAAAUAACCUUGAAAUGCCCUCAAGUGUACUUCUUUCCCAGUGCCCGUGGCUCUUGGAGUCUCAGUGAUGCCUGAGUAGGGUCUGAUUAUAAUUUGAAAUGGAAAUUACUAAGAUAUUAUUUUUCUUCAUUUUAUCAGAUUCUUGAGCUCUGCCCCCGACCCCCACCUUGUCCCUUGCUUAUCUGGAUGGUUUCUCAGAAGGGGCUGGGCCAGAGCCGGUACUGCUAAGGCAGCACCCCUUGUGUCAGCUGUGUUGCCUUUACAAAGUGUCUUCAGAGAGGAAUGAGCUGGAGUAGCUGGCCUGGGGAGAGGCACCUCCCUUGGUUUGAUCUUUAGGUCUGACCUUCUGCAGAGAAGAUAUUUUACACAUGUGUCAGAGCUGAUGUUGUAAUGUGGUUGUGGGAGGAACUCCAGACCCAAAGUGUUUGCCAGCUGGGUGUGCAACUAUGUGGUCCUGUGUCUUAAAAUGAUUUCUCUCUUUGUGCUGGGAAACAAGGUGAGGUAUUUUUAUUGUUUUGCAAUAAUAUAAAGCUAUAUUCUUCUGAUUGAAUGAUUCACUAUGCUUAUUUUUCCCCCCAAGUGUUUUUGGUAUGUAUUAAUCAAAUGAUAUAAAUAAGGGCACUUUUCUUGUUCCAUUUUAUUCCUUUAUUGACCCUAUUAGGCCUUUGGUCAUGUCAUCACCAAGAUGAAGAAAAAAACAAACCUCAUGUAUGGCCUCUGGCUCUGAAUUGCAGAAAUCAAAUGUAUACAGUAGGUGUCUAUGUCACUUCAGGAUCAGAGGCGGACAGUUAUGAGGAAAGGUGGCUGUGAUCCUUUGUGGUGUCCUCUUCAUCUUGGAGGAGCCCUGCAUCUCAUCUCCCACACCGUCUUCUAACAGCAGCAGGGGUCAUCAAGUGCAUGAAUGGCCUGUUCCUGGGCUUCUAAAGGACAAACAGAGUUCACAGAACUCGGGGUGGAAACACACGGAGCCUCUUCCAGGUGCUUCAGUGAAACUAGAAUGAACUGUACCUGAGGGAUUCCUUUAAAGAAUCAGCCCCUUGUGUGAAUUUAUACAGGAAAAACAAAACUUACUGUACAUAUAAAAGUCAUGCUGCUAGGCAAUUAUGAUUUAAGAGGUUUUAAGUCAGAGGGAUCAUCUGGAAGCCAGCUUUGUGCAAGCUUUUAGAGCCUUUGCAAUGUCCUACGCUGGGGAAAGAUUAUGCAUAAACAGGUUCUUUAGAGGCCCCUCAGAGCUAUCUUAAAUUAGACCCUUUUAGUUAAUAAAAGAGAGGCAUCCUUAGGAACAAAA